Molecule: messenger RNA, 1128 nt
Organism: Cyprinodon tularosa
Lineage: Eukaryota; Metazoa; Chordata; Actinopteri; Cyprinodontiformes; Cyprinodontidae
Gene: mims2
Product: family with sequence similarity 210 member B
Exons: 3
Coding region: 201-1031 (276 amino acids)
Cellular component (GO): mitochondrion
Source: RefSeq, a predicted model, not a curated record
AUUUAACUAUCUGCGGUUGCGCGUCAGUCCGGAUUGGCUGUCUGCAAUAAUCGGACUACAGGAGGACCGGAGGGGACACCAGGGGCCACAGGGCAGCAUGUUUACCGCCACCCACUUUAAUAAUUAAUUGUUCAGGUCGAGUAACUCGCCUAAUUUGAUUUUCUGGACACUCUAACCUCGCCAGUGGAGGCGCACCAACAAUGUUUUUGUGCCGUGCGGGGAGGCUGCCAGCGUCUGUACUGGAUCAGGCUUACAAACGUCCGGGCUGGUUUGUGGUGCGGGUCAAAGCAAGCGGACCGGGAGAGGUCUCCCUGACAGGCCGGACAGGCCGCAGCUUUCAGCGGCUUCGGUUCCUCAGCGCGUGCGCCGGCGGGCUCCAGCCGAAGCACGCGCACCAACAAGCAGAGCCCGUCCAGAAGUGGGACAGCUCGGCUUGUUUGGUAACAGACUGGGGACUCUUAGAGCGGGUCGCACCCAGAAGCAUUCAGCGAUUUUCUAACUCAAUGCUCAGAGGAGACACGAAGGCUUUGUUUCCAGGUGACACCAGCAGCAUGCAGACCAGAGCCGCCUCCACCAGCGCAGGGACUAGGAGCCGCGAGGAGCGCGCUGACAGCAGCAAAGCGGAUCUCCAGGAUGCUUCCUCUACCUCAAGCAAAGAAAAAGACCCAGGAAACACACCAGAGCCAGAGGAAGGAAAACCCAACAAGACACAGCAGCUUAAGAAAGUAUUCAAAGAAUAUGGAGCAGUGGGAGUUUCCUUUCAUAUUGGGAUUUCUCUAAUGUCUCUGGGAAUGUUCUACCUCCUUAUAUCAAGUGGAAUCGACAUGGCGGCUAUGCUGUGCAAACUUGGCUUCAGCGAGGAGCUGGUUCAGUCUAAAAUGGCAGCAGGAACCAGCACGUUUGUCCUUGCCUAUGCCAUCCACAAGCUCUUUGCUCCUGUUCGUAUCAGCAUCACUGUGGUGUCAGUACCACUCAUCGUUCGCUACUUGAGAAAGACUGGACUCUUUAAACCGCCUACACCCUCACCUUGACGACUCUGCUCUUCUCCCUUGCUCUCUCAUGAAACAACAAAAUCCUGACUGGUCAUAAACUCAAAGACUCUGUUUAACAUUUUAUGAUCAAUCAUCU